Molecule: messenger RNA, 1050 nt
Organism: Colletotrichum graminicola M1.001
Lineage: Eukaryota; Fungi; Ascomycota; Sordariomycetes; Glomerellales; Glomerellaceae
Product: sphingolipid long chain base-responsive protein LSP1
Exons: 3
Coding region: 1-1050 (349 amino acids)
Biological process (GO): endocytosis; eisosome assembly; negative regulation of protein kinase activity
Cellular component (GO): eisosome filament; plasma membrane
Molecular function (GO): lipid binding
Source: RefSeq, a predicted model, not a curated record
AUGCUUCGCUUCUUUGCUCGCAGCAGCGAGAAGUGCGAUGGUAGUGAAAACGCCGACUUGAACACCACAGGCUGCGGUUCACCUAUGAUGUCUUCCAUCACGACUCCGUCUACGAACCGUUCGCUAUCCAUAAGAUCCAACCACCGCCGCAACGGCUCUCAAAACACAUCCACAAAGCGCACCGGCUUCUCCUUCAACUCUCUGCGCGGCAACGUCCAGCCCGAGCUUUCACGCAAGCUCUACCGCAUCAUCAAGAGCGAGAACAACCUCAUCACCGCCCACGAGACGGCCGGCCGCGAGCGCAUCUCCAUCGCCACCCAGCUGUCCGAGUGGGGCGAGCAGACCAACGACGCCGCCGUCUCUGACGUCUCGGACAAGGUCGGCGUAAUCCUCAGCGAGCUCGGCGAGCAGGAGGACCAGUAUGCCCACUCACUCGAUGACGCGCGUGGUGUUCUCAAGCACAUCCGCAACACGGAGAAGAGCGUGCAGCCAAGCCGCGACGGCAAGGAUAAAAUUGCCGACGAUAUUGCCAAAUUGAAGAUGAAGGAGCCUCAGAGUGCUAAACUCGUUGUGCUCGAGCAGGAGCUCGUUCGUGCCGAGGCGGAGAACUUGGUCGCCGAGGCCCAGCUAACGAAUAUUACUCGCCAGAAGCUCAAGGAAGCCUACGAGGCCGAGUUUGCCGCAACCAUUGAGCGAGCCGAGAAGCAGAUCAUCCUCGCCAAGCACGGCCGACGACUGCUGCAACUCCUUGACGACACCCCGGUUGUUCCAGGCGACAUGCGUCCGGCCUAUCACCAUGCUCAACAGGCACGGCAGAUUCUUAACGACGCGGAAGACGACUUACGUGACUGGCGUCCCGAACAGGAUGACUACGCUGUCGACCCAUCCGACUCUGUGUCCAACGCUAGGGGAAAGCAGAGCGUGGGGCAUGACGACGACGCCCAUAUCGUUGCCAGUUCAGCAACUAGAAACAAGGCGACUCAAGAGAGCGACGCCGGUAGCGCGGUGAGCGAUGGAACGAGACAGGGCGAGGUGUUGGCAGCUCAUUAG